Messenger RNA from Salvia splendens (bonfire salvia), 858 nucleotides. Its product is annotated as protein TRACHEARY ELEMENT DIFFERENTIATION-RELATED 7A-like. The coding region runs from base 1 to 858 and encodes 285 amino acids. The record is from RefSeq and is a predicted model, not a curated record. The transcript has 2 exons. Gene Ontology annotation, biological process: regulation of DNA-templated transcription. Gene Ontology annotation, molecular function: protein binding. Lineage: Eukaryota; Viridiplantae; Streptophyta; Magnoliopsida; Lamiales; Lamiaceae.
AUGGCUGCCUAUGAAUAUUUCCCUUCUCCCCCUUCCCCCUUUGUCCACCCCAUCGCUCCCCCACCACCGCUUCAUGUCGUUCCUGCCCCACCUCACGUAGUUCCUCCUCCACCACCACCUCAUGUUCAUCCCCCUCCGUUCCACCCUGUUGCACCACCCCCUCGUGUUCCUCCACCAUCUCCUGACAAUGCUCCCACAGUGGUCAUAGUGGUCUUCGCCUCGUUCGGAUGCUUCUUCUUUGCUGCCUUCUGCUGCUUUGCUCUUUGGUGCUUUAUGAAGAAGAGGAGAGAGAAGAAGAGGAGAGAGAAGAAGACCGGGGCGGAUGCACUUGGUGCUUUAGCUGGGGAGAGUAGGCUCUUUGUCGAUGUAAAGUCAACAGAACAUGUAAACGAGGAGGAGGUCUCGCAAGCGGUUAUUUCCACCCGUUGUCAAGCUUCUCGAAAUGGACCUCCUAUUGAAUUUCCUAGCACGGUCGAACGGGUUUUGGAUAUAGGCUCGUCCAUGACUAGCAUGGAUUUUCACCCUGUUCAUGAGGCUCUGUUAUUAGUCGGGAAAUUAUCCGGAGAUGUGGACAUCUGGGACGUUGCUGCUUACAAGAAGCUGUUCAGAAGAGAAUUUGUGGUCAAGUCGUUAAUGGAGAAAAUGGAUAAAAAUCACAGCAUCUCCGUUAAUCGUGUACUGGGGAGCCUUGAUGGUUCUCUAUUUGGGGUUGCAUAUUCAAAAAACGAGUUGCAUAUGUAUUAUAAAAAUGGCAAUUCAUUUGAGAAGAAAUUGGAGAUCGACGCACAUAUUGGUAGUGUGAAUGAUCUAGCAUUCUCUAAAGCAAAUAAAAUACUUAGUUGUCAUAAGCUGUGGUGA